This is a messenger RNA of Salvia splendens (bonfire salvia), 485 nucleotides long. RefSeq names its product small nuclear ribonucleoprotein SmD1a. The transcript has a single exon. NCBI's taxonomy places the organism in Eukaryota, Viridiplantae, Streptophyta, Magnoliopsida, Lamiales, Lamiaceae. Gene Ontology annotation, biological process: spliceosomal snRNP assembly; RNA processing. Gene Ontology annotation, molecular function: RNA binding. The record is from RefSeq and is a predicted model, not a curated record. The coding region runs from base 59 to 403 and encodes 114 amino acids.
GGCGCUCACUUAUUUUUGAACAAAACCCUAAAUCUCCGGUGAUGUUUUACUCGCGACGAUGAAGCUCGUCAGGUUUUUGAUGAAAUUGAACAAUGAGACCGUGUCGAUUGAGCUAAAAAAUGGCACCGUUGUUCACGGCACAAUCAUUGGUGUUGAUAUCAGUAUGAAUACUCACUUAAAGACAGUAAAGCUUACUUUGAAGGGAAAGAAUCCUGUGACUAUGGAUCACCUGAGUGUUAGGGGUAAUAAUAUUCGCUAUUACAUCCUUCCCGAUAGCUUGAAUCUCGAGACGUUGCUUGUGGAAGAGACACCUCGGGUCAAGCCCAAGAAGCCUACUGCAGGAAGAGCUGUUGGACAUGGCAGAGGCCGUGGCCGUGGCCGCGGGCGUGGCAGAGGCCGCUAAGUAUUGUUCCCAUCAUCUAAACUUUUUGCUGGCCUUUUGUUAUGUAAACAUCUGUAUUAAUAAAUGAACUAGCUAAAUGACU